AUGAAAUGGAGCGAACUUAAGCGCCUACAUCUGCAACUGCAAAAAUGGACAGAGGCAGGCAGCCGACGUGAUGAGUGCAGCACAUGUGACGUCAUACGCGUCAUGCAAAGAUGCAGAACGACAAUUUUUUGUAUCAUUGCAUUUCUUGUCGCCUCCAGAGAUAAUCUAAUCAGAUGUCACGCGCCCGGACGGAUGCACGCUAAUAUCUUGGAGAGCCGGCAGAUGUUUGGCGUGGGAUGUUAUGGUUCCUGGCACCCUCGCCGAACGAUGACAAACCUGACAAGUAAAGAAUGCGGUUUGGCCGCGGCCAGGGCAGCGGACGAGAAAAUGAAAAAAUAUGAGAACGCCCUCCCCUCGAUGGAAUUCUUGCCAAUAUGCAUCGAGGUUCUUGGCCCGAUGGACCCCAGCACCCUUAAAUUUCUUAAGGAAAUAUGCAAAACGAUCAGCGUCAGAUCAGGCGAAAGCAGGGAACUGUUUUUCGCAACUAACAACAUUUCGUGCUUGUUGCAGCGGUUCCUGCGUGCAUCGACCCUUAGACUAAGGGAUGAGAAUAUACUCGUCGGGUUUGGCAUCACAUUCCGGAAUCAUGUCUGA
Molecule: messenger RNA, 594 nt
Organism: Helobdella robusta
Lineage: Eukaryota; Metazoa; Annelida; Clitellata; Rhynchobdellida; Glossiphoniidae
Exons: 4
Coding region: 1-594 (197 amino acids)
Source: RefSeq, a predicted model, not a curated record